UCCAGUAGUAUCGACCUUCGUGAACCCGAGUCGGAGACAAACCGGUUGCAAUUGCAGUUGCUUGCCACCUCGGAAGGUGCUCCUCCUAACCCAUCAUCUGCAGUUCCUCCUAAUGCGCUCACCACCAAAAGAUACAUUUGUUGUCAUUGUAGUUUUAAUAACAGACCUAUCAUCUGGUGGGUGUCGUGUCCUCGGCUGUCUUCCAUUGCAUCGUCAACGAAAUUAGACACCAAGCCAAGUGCAUCCCAUUCGGACCUGCGUCAGCUAUACAAAGAAAAACCCACCGCCAUGAAUAAUUUUUAUAAUUCUUAUAACGCUUAUAACCAGCAGCAUCAUUUGCAUGCAGAUGAUCCUGUGUUGCCAGCUACUGUUCCCCUUCCUCCAACAUCGCAUCUGCGAAGACAGGCAGCUGCAGUGUCGAGGCCAAGCUUUGGCAAUGGCAACCUAUCGAAUCAGCACUCCCAAUCAAUCACGGCCUUAUGCAAUGUUUUCGAUAAUUAUUAUGGGAAUAGCUUUACGUGUCAAUGUCAUGGAAACUUAGGGACCCCAAAAGUCCGAUCGGAUCAGUGGUUCGAGGAACCAAAGCCCAGGGAGCUACCACCACCGCCCAGCUGCUAUUCAGGAUACGAACGAGGGAAUAGACUGACCGAUGAUGAGGACUCAACCUUUCCUGCAGGACUCCUGGACCGGGAGUUCCAUAUGUUGCACCGGAAUAUACCUGCCCUGCGUAGGUCUGGUGUUGAUAUCACCACAAUAAGACAGCAUUUUUACCCGGACGGUGGUUGGGGAUGGAUCAUUUGUGGGCUAUCGUUCCUAGCACACGUCCUGACCUCAGGAUUGCAGCUCUCCUAUGGAUUGCUGCUCUUCUAUGCCACUCAACAUUUUGGCAACAAAAGCGAAAUAGAUUGGUUAGGAGCAUUAAGCUGGUCGGUAUCCACAAUAGCUAUUCCAGUUGUAAUAGCAUUUUGCAGAAAGAAAUCGACUCGGCUUUUAGCUGUCAUUGGAGGUUUGGUGCUACCGUUGGGUGUCCUUUUCACAUCGUUUGCCACCCAACUGGGUCAGAUGUCUUUUAGUUAUGGUGUCUUAAUAGGACUUGGAGUCUCAAUGGUUCGAGAAUCGUCGAUCAUAAUGAUUGGAAAUUACUUCAAAAAACGUCGACAAUUUGUCGAAAUGGUGGCCAUGUCUGGAGAAGGAGUUGGAUUGGCAUUGUUCUCGGUAAUCCUUAAGGAGGGCGUUGGCAAAAUGGGUUGGAGACUUGGUUUGCAAGUCAUCGCAGCAAUGGUGUCUGUCAGCUUCUUCAUGGGUCUAUUGUAUAGACCGGCUUCCCUCUAUCAUCCACAACGUAGAGCUAUUCAACAUUUGAAAAAUCAAAGAAAAAAAGUCAAAGAAAAAAAGACAAUAGUUCAAAGCCCAAAGAAAAGUUUCAUAGAUCUCGUUCCAGCUAGAUCAACUACAGUUAGAGUGCUUAUAAUAACUUCAGCUGUAUCGGCGCUGGGAAUUUAUGCUCCAAUAUUUUCAAUGUCACUACAUGCUGCCAAAGAAGGUUGUGACAUCCAAGACUUGGUGCUCCUUCAAACAUUCCUUGGGUUAUCAACAACUUUAGGAGUAGUUAUAGCUGGUUCAGUUAUAAAAAGAUCUUGCAGAAUCAACAAUACUUUGAUUUCAGUGCAAAUUGUUUCUCAGGCUUCAUUGCUCGCAGUAGCGGUUUCUAUAUUGUUUCUUUCUUUUGUGCUCGGAUUUCGACCACUUUGUGUGCUCUGUUGGAUAUACGGAAUUGGAUUUGGAGGUUUUCGAUACUCGUUGAAAAUGUUGGCUCUGCAGCGAGUUAAAGCUAAAUACUUUACAAAAGCAUGGGGCCUUAUAAGAGGAGCAGAAUCACUGCCGGUGAUUAUAAGUGUACCGUUGACGAUGUUUUUGAAUGAUUACUCAUUGAAAUAUGGCCGAGCUGGAUAUUUUAUUUGUUCAGCAGCAGCCGCUAUUGGCGUUGUUCUAAUAUUCUUCGUUGGCUAUUCGAGCACUAGACAAGGCAUUUCAAUGAAAAGUUGCAAUAAUGGCACUCUAAGAUCCCAAUAUUCCACUGCCAAUAGCAACUUCACACCGGACCUUCUCAAUCGAAGCUAUCUAAAUUUACCGGCUGCUGCUGCUGGCGGUGGUGGUGGUGGAGUCGGCGGUAGUUGCAAGUAUAUGGGACAAUGCGGCUGCCAAGCGUGUAUGAGUCUCCUUCAGAGGAGCUGUUAUAACUGUCACCAAGUACCUAAUAUCCAACCCAGAUGUCAUGCUGCUGGAACUAGUCAUUUUAAUCCCUAUACAAAUUCGUACUGUUUUAACGAAGGUAUGAUGUGUCCUCAGAAGUACAACGCUCUACGGGAAAACCAAGCUCGUUGCCGGAAAUACACGUUUGGAUCGGGCAGCAUAGGGGCCAAUAUGGGCAGAAAGCUACAGAAGAGUUUUUCAUUUGUUAGCAAUCCAUGUACUGCCACUUGUGUUUGCACCUAUCCAGAGCAAUAUUGUUUACCAUGUACUCCUAAAAGACCAAAACAAGCUUUACAUCCAGGUUCAUUUUCUCGAAACUAUGGCGGAGCUGGUUCGUUGUGCCAUUCGUCGAAAAGUCGCAGUGUUCCAGAAGGCCUAUCCACAUUCUCUCAGUAUUGCCGUUGCCCAGCAAUGCAUUGCCAAACUUAUAACUAUCAACGUCAAAGGUCACAAUCUCUAUCGAAGCCAGUUCACUUUGUCGAGCAAAUAACAACUUCUGUCUGACCCACAAUUAAAUACAAAUAGGAUCAAUAUUAGAAAAUUUAUGUAGAACCUCUUAAACCUUUUUAAAACCCUAAAAACCCGACCCCACCCUAAAAACGCCAUCCAAAGAUUCAAGGAUUUCUUUAGAGUAUAGAUCAAUCGUAUUAUUUAUUACUAAAUGAAAUAAAUAAAUAAAUAAAUUAAUUAAUAAAUAAAUAAAUAGAAGAUAUAACGAACGAUAUACACAAAUUGUGUUCACCAAUAUCAGGCAUAUCGAAAAGUUCAAGUAUUAGAAUGUAUUCUAUGUAUAUAAUAUAUAAAGCUCGAUAUAGGAUUUUUAUAUAAUAUAAUGUAUAAUAGGAGCUAUAAAAUCAAUGUUUAUCUAAUCAAUUUCUUUUUU
Eupeodes corollae is the source of this 3136-nucleotide messenger RNA. RefSeq names its product monocarboxylate transporter 10. NCBI's taxonomy places the organism in Eukaryota, Metazoa, Arthropoda, Insecta, Diptera, Syrphidae. The record is from RefSeq and is a predicted model, not a curated record. Gene Ontology annotation, molecular function: monocarboxylic acid transmembrane transporter activity. The transcript is spliced from 10 exons. Gene Ontology annotation, biological process: transmembrane transport. The coding region runs from base 289 to 2757 and encodes 822 amino acids.